Episyrphus balteatus (marmalade hoverfly) is the source of this 333-nucleotide messenger RNA. RefSeq lists its product as uncharacterized. Bases 1 to 312 code for a protein of 103 amino acids. NCBI's taxonomy places the organism in Eukaryota, Metazoa, Arthropoda, Insecta, Diptera, Syrphidae. The record is from RefSeq and is a predicted model, not a curated record. The transcript is spliced from 3 exons.
AUGCGUGGAAGUCGGAUCCCCGAUGACGUUUGCCCUUAUGAUGGUAGAGUACCCCCACUUGAAGACGCCCCACUGACUGGUGUUGAUUUUGCCAUUGCGUCCACCAACUCUGCCCUAUACUCGAGAUUCUCCUCUAGCAUACCGGCACCGAUAAUGGCUUCGUGGUACUUUUUAGAUGUCACCAUAUCGUCUUCUAACUUCGCUAGACGACCUGAAGCAUAUGCCGGAACCCUUCGUUCUUUCGGUGCUUUUUUUAAAGUUGAAAAUCCAGAAGAUAAAUCAAUUAAAAGUAAAAUGUGCAAGACUUACUGAUUUGUCUGCUGCAGCUGCCGU